This is a messenger RNA of Staurois parvus, 417 nucleotides long. NCBI's taxonomy places the organism in Eukaryota, Metazoa, Chordata, Amphibia, Anura, Ranidae. The record is from the annotation of a GenBank genome assembly.
GGGCCCCCAGGCGGAGCAGCGGGCGCCGGGCCCCCGGGCGGGGCGACAGGCCUCGGGCCCCCAGACGGAGCGGCGGGCGCCGGACCCCCAGAUGGAGCGACAGGUCUCGGGCCCUCAGGCGGAGCGGCGGGCGCUGGACCCCCAGAUGGAGCGACAGGUCUCGGGCCCUCAGAUGGAGCGGCGGGCGCCGGACCCCCAGGCGGAGCUACAGGUCUCGGGCCCCCAGGCGGGGUGACAGGCAUCGGGCCCCCAGUUGGAGCUACAGGUCUCGGGCCCUCAGGCAGAGCUGCGGGCGCUGGACCCCCAGAUGGAGCGACAGGUCUCGGGCCCUCAGGCAGAGCGGCGGGCGACGGAUCCCCAGGCGGAGCUAAAGGUCUCGGGCCCCCAGGCGGGGCAGCAGGCACCGGGCCCCCGGGC